GAGCACAGCAGCGUCGUCGCCAUCUAUGAGAUCGAGGUGUGGGGGUAGAGAGGAUAUUUCGGCCGUGGUCAGGAACGGUGAACCCAAGACGGAAGUGAAGAAUCGACUGAAACGGACACUGGGGUUGAGAGGCGUUGAAGGAGAGCCUCGACGACGAAGACGGUUUGGAGGCGGCGUGGCGGGUGGCAAUGAGGAUGAGGAAGGCAAGCUGGUCAUAACGGCCAGCGACAAGAACCGGAUGCGUCAGGUGAUUGGCUUUGUUCCCCGCAAAAUGGCGACGUCACUUGCCGAGGACAUGAAACCCGACAGGCUUCCCACUCUUUGGACCUCUCGGGACUCUUAGUCAUCUUUAUCUCUUCGUCCGCACCGCCAUUCAGUGCAAGGUGCACACCCUCUGCUGUUACAACACCGCACACAGUUCCCUUCAUGAUCGUGUAACAAGACUUGUCGUCAUGGCGGACGUUCUCAUUAGCGAACAUGCCUAGGCGCUUCGGAGGAGGCUCUGACAACUGCAAGCCUCAGAAUGACUCGACUAUGCUGAAACCAUGGAGCGAAGAACCGAGCUUCGAACUCGGAUGGCCUGUCGACUGAAGCGCAUUGCUGAUGCCCAAGCGUUUUGCUUCCUGUGACCAAUCCAUUCUCUCCGGGACCUGACUGCGCAUUCCACAACACGUGCAUUUAGGCAUGGGUGGCGUUCGAUAAGCGCGUCGCCUGGUUGACCCUAUCGGCCGAAUGAGAGCUCCAUGGCCUGCAUUCGUAUUUUUUCUUAUCUCAGCAUCUCUACUCCCCCUCGGUAGGUAUGGACUGCGCCGCUUAUAUCGUCAUGUGCCAUUCUGCGACAGGCGCGGUCGCUCUGCUUCUCAAUUGAUGGAAUCGGUGAGCGCACUGUACACGCUGGAGGACACACCGGCCUAGGCCGGGUCCACAUUCGGAUUCAAUAAUCUGGAUGACGAGCACGAGACCAAUGACGAAGAUCAUAUGUGUAUAAGCCUCCCUUUUAAUUGCAACGCAUUCGAAACGAUCCUCCACCAUGGUUUUCCUCAGCACACUGAGUCUUUCCCUCCUCUCUUUGGCACUGUCCGCACGGGCGUCGUUCCGAGACUUUGGCAUCCCCGAGUCAGACGCCACCGUCAAUGUGCGCGUCUUCGAUGUUGGAACUACCACGCUCACCGGCGGGACGGCGCUCUUUCUGCACCCUGUGCCGGCCGGCCGGGAGAACAUGACCUCUUCGAUGCUCUCAUUCUUGAUCGAGCACAACAAGAAACGGAUCCUGUUCGAUCUGGGGAUGAGGAACGACACCCAGAACUUUUCGCCCACCGUCGCUAGCUACUUCCCCGGACUCGUUGCCAAGCUCGACGAGCCGAACGGGGAGAUCACAGGGAUCUUGAAGACGGCCGGAAUUCCUCUCAACACUAUCAACGCUGUCAUCUGGAGCCACGCCCAUUUCGACCACAUCGGAGACAUGUCCAAGUUCCCGAACAGCACCGAACUUAUUAUCGGAUCCGAGACCGACACGGAUACUUACCCUCAAGUUCCGACCGCGAGUUUGAAGGCUGAGGAUUUCGCCGGCCGUACUGUGACCAAGAUCGACUUCUCGAAGGCUAAGAUGACUUUCAAUGGGCUCAAAGCGGUCGACUAUUUCGGGGACGGCAGUUUCUAUCUCAUGGAUACUCCCGGACAUAUGGCGGGCCAUAUCACGGCGCUGGCUCGCACCACCAAGUCCACGUUCAUCGUCCUCGGUGCCGACACCUUCCACCAUCCUGGCGAGCUUCGCCCCCGUCCUGCGUUCCACCAACAGUACCCCUGCCCUGCCCAUCUGCUCGAGGACGCCAAAGCCAUCUCUACGGACUACUUCUGGUCGCCCAAGAGCAGCUCAGGCGUAUUCGACCUGACCUCGCGACCGGAGCAGCUCUUCGCGGUGUCAGACACUGCAGGCUCGUUCUACGCCGAUCCAGUCACCUCGGAGAUCUCGAUCGUGAAGCUCGCGAACUUUGAUGCGGAUCCGGAAUUUUUCGUGCUCGCUUCGCAUGACAUCAGUCUGCGCGGAGCGAUCCCCGUGUACCCUGCAUACUUGAACCAGUGGAAGCAACAAAAUCUCAAGGAGAACAGUGUUUGGGGAUUCCUGAACAAAUCGAGCCCGUCUUUCAUCUUCACUGCGGUCUAGCGGCGGAGCGGCUGGCUUGUUAAAUUAUAGAUUCAUAGAUAAACUCUUCUAAUUUCGCCGAGUGAGGGUGUGCCACCUCGCCUGGGCUCACUGACACGCAUACUACGGUUUUAGUGGAACCUCUUCCGCAUAUGCAGAACCACCUACCGGGAUCAAUAGAUGGAAUAAUAUUGGAGUCACUUCGGAGUUCAAAAAAUGAUCGUUGGCCAUAAAUUCCCUACCAGUAAAUCACACUGUAUACAAUCCAGCGAGCAAAAAGAUAGCACUACCGUGCUUUU
Messenger RNA from Mycena citricolor, 2442 nucleotides. The record is from the annotation of a GenBank genome assembly. NCBI's taxonomy places the organism in Eukaryota, Fungi, Basidiomycota, Agaricomycetes, Agaricales, Mycenaceae.